ACUAACCUAGCUACUUCCAUAGCUAAAAUUUCUCUCUAAAUUUAUUUGGAUGGCGGAAUCACGGUGGCGUUUCGGAGGAAACUCAAAAGUGAUUGGAGCGGGAGCGAUGACAUUGAGAGGGGUGAUGGAUGGAGUUGUAAAAACUUUAGAUGAAAAUAAUGGUAAAAGCGUUAUUCAUUUAAGCCAAGGGGAUCCCUCCGCCUUCCCUUCCUUUCGCACCUCGGUUUUCGUGGAGGAGGCCGUCUCCAAUGCCCUUUGCUCGGCCAACUUCAACGGCUACUCGACCACCGCAGGUCUCCCCGCCGCCCGCAGUGCUGUAGCAGAAUAUCUAUCCAAAGACCUUCCCUACAACGUAACAUGUGAUGAUGUUUUCCUAACCAAUGGAUGCACCCAAGCAUUGGAAGCCGCUCUAACCGCCCUUGCCUGCCCUGGGGCAAACAUUCUACUUCCCCGGCCUGGCUAUCCAGACUACGAGGCUAGGGCAGCCUUCGCGGGCCUUGAGGUCCGCCACUAUGAUCUUGUCCCGGAAUUGGACUGGGAGGUUGAUCUGGCCGCCGUUGAAGCCUUGGGAGACGAGAACACAGUCGCCAUCGUUAUUAUAAAUCCUGGGAAUCCAUGUGGGAAUGUUUUCAAAUAUGACCACUUGAAAAAGAUUGCAGAAACAUCAAGAAAGAUGGGGAUAUUAGUGAUUGCAGAUGAAGUUUAUGGCCAUCUCACUUUUGGAAGCAAUCCUUUUACACCAAUGGGAGUUUUUGCAUCAAUUGCACCAAUUAUUACCCUUGGAUCAUUGUCUAAAAAAUGGAUAGUACCAGGUUGGAGAAUUGGUUGGCUUGUCCUUAAUGACCUAGAUGACAUCCUCAUUAAGCAUGGGAUUGUUGACACCAUCAAAGGUUUUUUUAACAUUUCGUCUGACCCAGUGACCUUUAUACAGGCGGCGCUUCCCGAGAUUCUAUUAAAAACUCCAACUGAAUUCUACGAUAAAAUUGUGAAUCAGUUAAGAGAAUCAGCAGACAAAUGCUACAAACUUACCAAUGAAAUCCCAGGCAUCAGCUGCCCCAUCAAACCUCAAGGAUGCAUGUUUCUUAUGAUAAAACUGGAUUUGUCGAAGCUAGAAGGGAUUAAGGAUGAUUUGGACUUCUGUUGCAAACUGGCUAAGGAGGAAUCGGUUGUGCUUGUUCCAGGGGUCGGAUUAGGGUUGAAGAAUUGGGUGAGAGUGACAUUUGCUGUGGAGGAAUUGUACAUCGACGAAGCCUUUGGAAGAAUGAGAGCUUUCUGUGAAAGACAUGCCAAGAAACAUACAAAAAUAUUAUAUCAUGUUGAAUCACCUAUCUUAGAUUUUGUCUAUGUUUAGUCAUGAUACAUUUAGGUGAUUAAUUUAUUGCUAUUUUGUAAAAUAUGUAUGUUUACGUGCGUAGUGUUUA
Messenger RNA from Salvia hispanica, 1421 nucleotides. Its product is annotated as putative aminotransferase TAT2. The record is from RefSeq and is a predicted model, not a curated record. Gene Ontology annotation, biological process: L-tyrosine catabolic process; biosynthetic process. Gene Ontology annotation, molecular function: pyridoxal phosphate binding; L-tyrosine:2-oxoglutarate transaminase activity. NCBI's taxonomy places the organism in Eukaryota, Viridiplantae, Streptophyta, Magnoliopsida, Lamiales, Lamiaceae.